Messenger RNA from Trichomycterus rosablanca, 2304 nucleotides. It is a transcript of the gene rnf115b, whose product is annotated as ring finger protein 115b. Gene Ontology annotation, biological process: protein ubiquitination. Gene Ontology annotation, molecular function: ubiquitin protein ligase activity. Lineage: Eukaryota; Metazoa; Chordata; Actinopteri; Siluriformes; Trichomycteridae. Bases 976 to 1896 code for a protein of 306 amino acids. The record is from RefSeq and is a predicted model, not a curated record. Gene Ontology annotation, cellular component: cytoplasm. The transcript has 9 exons.
AUUUUUGGACACCGCCUUUGUAAAGUGACCUACACUUGAUAGUAGGGCAGUAAACUAUGUAGUUAGGGGGCAGUAUUAGGACACAGCUUCCUCCAAAUCCAGAACUUUCUGUGGCGUUGCUAAUGUGCUUUCGACGGUUUUCAUUUGGUAAUGUGACCCCGUGAAGUUAAAGAAAUUUGGUGAAGGCGUGUGGUUAGGAGGUAGUUUUUGGACACCGCCUUUGUAAAGUGACCUACACUUGAUAGUAGGGUAGUAAACUAUGUAGUUAGGGGGCAGUAUUAGGACACAGCUUUCUCCAAAUCCAGAACUUUCUGUGGUGUUCAUAAUGUGCAUUUGACGGUUUUUUUAUUUGCUAAUGUGAACCUGUGAAGUAGAAGUAAUUUGGUGAAGGUGAAGCUUACUUCAGUGUGUGGUUAGAGGGUCAUUUUUGGACACCGCCUUUGUAAAGUGACCUACACUUGAUAGUAGGGCAGUAAACUAUGUAGUUAGGGGGCAGUAUUAGGACACAGCUUCCUCCAAAUCCAGAACUUUCUGUGGCGUUGCUAAUGUGCUUUCGACGGUUUUCAUUUGGUAAUGUGACCCCGUGAAGUUAAAGAAAUUUGGUGAAGGCGUGUGGUUAGGAGGUAGUUUUUGGACACCGCCUUUGUAAAGUGACCUACACUUGAUAGUAGGGUAGUAAACUAUGUAGUUAGGGGGCAGUAUUAGGACACAGCUUUCUCCAAAUCCAGAACUUUCUGUGGUGUUCAUAAUGUGCAUUUGACGGUUUUUUUAUUUGCUAAUGUGAACCUGUGAAGUAGAAGUAAUUUGGUGAAGGUGAAGCUUACUUCAGUGUGUGGUUAGAGGGUCAUUUUUGGACACCGGCUUUGUAAAGUGACCUACACUUGAUAGUAGGGUAGUAUACUAAGUGGUUAGGGGGCAGUAUUUGGACACAGCUACUGUAUCUGCCACUUGGACGGCAUUAAGCGCUGGUACUGAAUGAAGAUGGCGGAGGCGGCUGAGAUUCGGCUAAACCGUUAUUUCUGUCACUGCUGUAAAGCUAAAGUGGAGCCCAAACUGCCGGAUUUGGUUUGUCCCAGCUGUGAGUCUGAUUUUAUUGAGGAGGUAACAGAAAACUCCAGUCUUCUACAGAUUGAGGACACUGCAAGUGACGAGGUGUUGGCCAGUGAUGGCAUGGCUUCUCACUUUGCUGAGUUAUGGCAGCUGCUCUUCCUGGAACGUUCCGCCCUGCUCUCCAACCCCAUCGCCUCCAACUCCAAAUCUCUCACCAGCAGCUCUACUCUUCCCACGGCGCUUUCUGAUCCUCCACCAGAUGCAUUACGGUCUAGAGUUUCUCCAGGAGAUUGUUCGGAGUCCUCAAAUGUUCAGAGGAUUCCUUCACAGCCCGAUCUACAGACACACCCAGAGACAGACCAAGGACCAGCGGUGGAGGGGAUCGUCCAGGAGUUCUUGACUGGCCUAUUCUCCAACUCUGGUAGUGCGAGAUCCCAGCUGUCAUCAUGGUCUGGAAUGUUGCACUCAAACCCGGGAGAUUAUGCCUGGGGACAGGGAGGGUACGAUGCAGUCAUCACACAGUUGCUGGGUCAGUUGGAGAAUGCUGGUCCCCCACCUGCUGAGAAAGAAAUGAUCUCAUCCCUUCCUACCAUCCACGUCUCCUCAGAGCAAACCGCAAGGCGUUUGGAAUGCCCUGUGUGCAGGGAGGAGUACUCACCAGGGGAAUUGGUCCGACAGCUGCCCUGUCUGCACUGUUUUCACACUGACUGCAUAGUGCCUUGGUUACAGCUGCAUGAUACUUGUCCUGUGUGUCGGAAAAAUCUACAUGGCGAAGAUGUCAAACUUCUAAACCAGACUCCAGCUGAAGAGGCCGGCUCUGUCACCAGAGAAACCUCCAAAACUUAGCAUUUCAGAAAAGACCUCAUAAUACUUUCUCUUCUUUAACAAGAACUCCUCACAAUUUACAUCUAUGCUGCAAACCAAAUUCAACUAAUUAGCUAUCAGACUUUUAUUUAGCUGAUCCUCACACUUAAUUACAAGUAUUUCUUAAUAUCUUAUAGUUCUGUGUGCAAGCGUAUCAUAUGUCUGGGUAAACAGGCCCUGAAAACACUGGUCUAGACUGAACUUCUUAUGUUUACACAACGUUCUUGUUAUGUCAGUCUGAAUUUAGACAAGCCUCAAGGUGUCUUGCAUUCCUCGAACACAAACAUGGCAGACUUCUGUGCUAUAAAGUCAGCAGCAUUGUUUGGUUACCUUGUCGCCUCUGAAUUCUACCUAAAGCACAUCUAAGCAUUAAAAAUUGCACAUAAGUUA